CAUAUUGUUUGUACGUAUGAUAGAACUGCUGUCAUAUUUGAUAUUGAAUUUUUGCUUUCCUUUCAUGUUUUCCGUUGUUCAUUCUUAUUUUUCCAUUGCAAACGAUUCUACAACAACAUAACCUGCAACCCACAAGAUUCGCUUUCAAGGCGCACAGUGAACCUAUUCUUCACAACCUCACAGCAAGAGGUCGUUCCUAGCAAUGAUGAUGUAUUCGACGAAAAGAACCCUUAUAGCAGUGAUAAAGAUUGUGAUCGGAUUUCGCCUGUCAACUAAUGCUCUCCCAGUCUACGAAAGGUUCGUGGCUCACGGAAGGUGCCCACCUUGUGAUCCUUCCAUUCGCGAUUUAGGAUUUCUGUCAAACCGGAUACAGGAAGCCACGAUCCGCUCGUUUGAUUUUCGCAUAAGAAGCAAGUCUCAUUCUAUGGGCGGUAGAAAACGAUUCUCUACUCUGUCUUUUCUUUUUUCCUCUGGAAACAACAACAAUGUCAGCAGCAACGAUGUCUUUGCUUCAGUACCUGGAUGGUUCACAAGGAAGAAUUUCUUAAUCGCUGGAAUUUUUCUACUGAUUCCUCCAAUUCUUCUCGAAGCUUAUUCUAGAAUCGGUAUAUUAUCAAUUCCAAGUGGACAAAGAAAUGGAAAUGACAGGGCUCCCCGCAGAAUAUUUUCAUACGUCCCACCUCCAAAAAACACGGAUUGGAGCCAUGUUGAGCAUGCAACAAUCGUUUUCCAUGGUGCUGGAGGAGAAGAUUCCUACACCAAUGAAUUGAUGAAACGAUUAGAUGCUGCCGCUGAGUCAAGCUCGUCAGGACUGCAAAACCACUAUAACCAUAUCGUGGACUGGAGCCAAAACAGCGCAAACAUACUUCAAGCGAGUUACAACGGACAACAAAUAGGAAGGAUAGCAGCGAGAGAGUUGCUAGAGCAAGCUACAGCUCCUAAUAAUAGCCUCAAGACGAUUCACUUCAUUGGGAUAUCAGUGGGCGCCUUUUCUGCGGAUGCGGCUGUCAAUGAAGUAAAGAAGAACUUUCAGAACAGCAAUUCCAUCGAAGCCCCGUUUGUACAGCUCACUCUCCUCGAUCCCUUUCAACAACUCGGUAUCUUCGGUGUUAGUUACGGUAACAAAACGUUUGGAAAGUCAGCAGAUUAUGCCCAGCAAUAUCUCAAUACAGAUGACUCCGUUCCCUCUACCAACAAACCACUUCAAAAUACUGUCUGCUACGACGUGACAAACCUGCGCCCAGAAAGCGUCUUCGGUCAUGACUGGCCUCUGGUAUACUACGCUCGAUCUGACCAUUGUGGCAAGAUAAUGAUAAAUGACCAGGGAAAGAGCAUUACAUCGGUGGAAACUGGGACUGUGGUGGUGCUGUAAUUUUGUGGAAAUUUAUUCUUGGAACUGGAAUACGUUAUUCAGCCUGUAAAAUUUUCAGCUGCUUCCUUAUUGGUGUCCGGUGUAAAAUCUAUAUUACUUACGUAGAUGAGAGUAGAUACGUAGUGAAUACAGUAGCACUGGAUAAUAGGGACGAUUGAUCACGCCGAAAAUUGCAUUAUCCAAGGGACUACAACUACAAAUGCGUACCAGGUAAACCAAUUCGUAACUAAUUAUCGAGGAUUCCAGUCGAGGAUGCCACUGUCGAAUAAUUCGUUUUCAGACAG
Molecule: messenger RNA, 1656 nt
Organism: Pseudo-nitzschia multistriata
Lineage: Eukaryota; Bacillariophyta; Bacillariophyceae; Bacillariales; Bacillariaceae
Source: the annotation of a GenBank genome assembly